AGACGCACUGCCUGUCGGCUGUUUCCUAGCACCACAUUUCACAGGAGCACCAGGUUGAAAUGAUGGAAUUAUUUAUCUCUCAAUGUACUGCCUCGUACAGUGUUCAAAUGCAGAAGUGAACGUGGAUUGUAAUCUUAAAAACCAAGGCAGUACAUGCCACUCUACUACCCUUCCUGCUCUUGUGCGCACACCUACCCUGAUGAUGCAGCCUUCACUGGAUAUCAAACCAUUUAUGUCUUUUCCAGUAGACAGUAAUUCUGCUGCUGUUGGGCUGUUUCCAAAUUUUAACACAAUGGAUCCUGUGCAAAAAGCAGUCAUUAACCACACAUUUGGAGUGUCCAUUCCCCCAAAGAAGAAACAAGUUAUUUCUUGUAAUGUCUGUCAGCUUCGCUUUAACUCGGAUAGCCAGGCCGAGGCCCACUACAAAGGAAGUAAACAUGCCAAGAAGGUCAAAGCACUAGAGGCAACGAAAAAUAAACCCAAAAUGGUUUCUUCCAAGGACAGCGCAAAGGCUAAUCCCAGCUGCUCCAUCACUCCAAUCACAGGCAACAACUCUGACAAAUCAGAAGAUAAAGGGAAGUUGAAAGUCAGCAGUUCCAGUCAGGCAUCAAGCUCUGAAGGUGUCUCAUUUCUCCUCAAACCUGGUACAACACCCCUGCCACCCGGAGCAGCCACUUCUCCCUCCAAGAGCACAAACGGAGCUCCUGGUACUGUUUCUGAAUCAGAAGAAGAAAAAGCCAAAAAGUUACUUUAUUGUUCACUAUGCAAAGUGGCUGUGAACUCCCUGUCACAGCUAGAGGCACACAACACAGGAUCUAAACACAAGACCAUGGUUGAAGCUCGUAAUGGGGCUGGUCCAAUUAAGUCCUAUCCUAGACCUGGAUCAAGAUUAAAGAUGCAGAAUGGCAGUAAGGGGUCAGGACUACAGAACAAGACAUUUCAUUGUGAAAUCUGUGAUGUUCACGUUAAUUCAGAAAUUCAGCUCAAACAGCACAUUUCUAGCAGAAGGCAUAAGGAUCGAGUUGCAGGGAAACCACUGAAGCCGAAGUACAGCCCUUACAAUAAACUCCAGCGGAGCCCAAGCAUUUUAGCAGCAAAACUUGCAUUCCAGAAGGAUAUGAUGAAGCCUUUGGCCCCGGCCUUCCUGUCCUCGCCCCUGGCAGCGGCGGCGGCAGUGUCCUCCGCGCUGUCACUGCCACCCCGGCCGUCGGCCUCGCUCUUCCAGGCUCCAGCCAUCCCUCCAGCUCUGCUGAGGCCCGGCCACGGCCCCAUCCGCGCCACUCCCGCCUCCAUCCUCUUCGCCCCGUACUAAUGUCUGCAAGCACCCAGACGGUUGAGGCCAGUAGGAAAAGUAGAGCAGGAAAGCCAAAAGGAUUCAGCAAUUUGAGCAUUUGGUGUUGCAGUGUCCCACCCAACUGCAAAAUGCAGCGUACCACCUGAGCCCCAACUCCAAAGAGUAAGUCGCUAGAUUCAAGAGUGCUUUUAGGGGCCGCUCCUAUAAUUUCGGAAUCUGAGCAGCAGAAGCUUUAUCUCCCUAGCCCCUCCCCCUGCCCUACCCCAUACAAUUCGUGUAUCAGAGAUAUUUAGUUUCUUGCAAAUGUAUUGGUCAGGAAAAAAAAAAUAUAUAUAUAUAUACAUAUAUAUCAUUUUCUGACUAUUUUUCCGUGGGUGUGAUCUGGCUUAGAAACAAUAUGGAAUAUUUUCCUGACAGACUUGAAAACUAGGGUCUUCCUCACACGUCUGUAAAUAAUCCUGGAAUCCAACUGGGCACAUUCUAGUGUGGAACAAAAAUAGAUGAACACAAGUGCUUACUUGUGGAUACCAUCUUACCAACGGAUCACAGCGUUUUCUUUUUGGUGUACUAUUGUUGACAGGGAUUGUGUACUGUUUUAGACCCAAGUACUGUUGUAUCCUGUGUAGUACUAGAUCUGUAUCUCUUGUCUGAAUUAAACAUUUUUAGUUGCUGUGUAAACAUUAGGAAGCAAAGUAGCUUUGAAUUUUCUCUUUAAGAGAACAAAAGAUAACGUAUUUUCUUUAUUUUACAUUUUAUUUGGUGAUAUUUAAACAAAAUAGAAAGCCAUAUAACAUAGCUCUAAUUACUACCUGUCUGCUAUUUUUGUUUAACUUAUUUUGUAGCUUCCUCACCAGUUUGAGUUGCUAAGCAAAUGUAUGCAAACAGAAAAAGAGCUUCCUAAAUUGCACAUUUUUGCACCUCUUGUGUGUUCAGCAAGAAGACAAUGAAUCCAUGUAUUUCUACAUCAUUAUCUUCUUCAUUUUUAACCUGUUUUCAUUUGUAAUGAUGCUACAUAAUUUUGUGGCUCCCUAAUGCAAUAAUGUACAGAAGAUAAAAAAAUUUAUAAUUGAACAAUCUGUCUUUCUGUUCACUGAAUCUGUUGCAGGUCAUGCUCCCAUGCCCCUGUUUCUAAGCUGAUAUCAACAGGACUGGAAUGUUUGUCAUAUCAGGGGCAAGAGGUAUAAGACAGCAAAAUAGAGUGAACUCUUUUAGAGCAUCUAUAUCUGCAAUCUGUAAAUGGUAAAAUGUCUGUGUAUUUUUUUAAAUGUACCUUUUCAAUAAAAGUACAAAAAAUAAAAA
Messenger RNA from Balaenoptera musculus (blue whale), 2593 nucleotides. RefSeq names its product zinc finger protein 385B (gene ZNF385B). The record is from RefSeq and is a predicted model, not a curated record. Gene Ontology annotation, molecular function: nucleic acid binding; zinc ion binding. The transcript is spliced from 8 exons. Gene Ontology annotation, cellular component: nucleus. The coding region runs from base 83 to 1312 and encodes 409 amino acids. Lineage: Eukaryota; Metazoa; Chordata; Mammalia; Artiodactyla; Balaenopteridae.